AUGGCCUCCCUUGCUGCAGCAAAUGCAGAAUUUUGCUUCAACCUGUUCCGAGAGAUGGACAAUAACCAGGGCACUGGAAACGUCUUCUUCUCUUCUCUGAGCAUCUUCACUGCCCUGGCCCUGGUCCGGCUGGGCGCGCGAGGCGAUUGUGCUGCCCAGAUUGAUAAGAUGCUCCACUUUAAUCCCAUUUCAGGACGUGGAAACUCUUCUAAUACUCAGGCAGGACUCCAGUCUCAACUGAAAAAGGUUCUCUAUGAUAUAAACUCAUCCCACAAAUAUUAUGAUCUCCGCAUCGCCAAUGGUCUUUUUGCAGAAAAAGUGUUUGACUUUCAUAAGAACUUUAUUGGGUGUGCUGAAAAAUUAUACAAUGCCAAAGUGGAACGAAUUGACUUUACAAAUGAUGUGGAAGAUACAAGAUUUAAAAUUAAUAGAUGGAUAGAAGAUGAAACACAUGGCAAAAUCAAGAACAUCUUCUCAGAGGGCAGCAUCAGCUCCUCGGCGGUCAUGGUGCUGGUGAAUGCCGUUUACUUCAAAGGCAAGUGGGAGUCGGCCUUCACCAAGAGAGACACCCUCAACUGCCAUUUCAGAUCCCCCAAGUGUCCUAGGAAAGCAGUGUCCAUGAUGCAUCAAGAACAGAAGUUCAAUAUGUCUGUCAUUAAUGACCCGUCCAUGCAGGUGCUUGAACUCAGAUAUCAUGGUGGAAUAAGCAUGUACAUCAUGCUACCUGAGAACGACCUUGCCCAAAUUGAAAAUAAAUUGAACUUCCAGAACCUAAUGGACUGGACCAAUCCAAGAAAAAUGAAGGCACAGUAUGUGGAGGUGUUUCUCCCUCAGUUCAAGAUUGAGAAGAAUUAUGAAGUCAAAGACCAUUUAAGAGCUCUAGGGCUGAAGGAUAUUUUUGAUGAGUCCAGAGCUGACCUGUCUGGCAUAGCUUCAGGAGGCCGCCUGUACAUGUCAAAACUGAUGCACAAAUCCUUCAUAGAGGUCACCGAGGAGGGCACAGAGGCAGCUGCUGCCACUGGAAACAACAUCGUUGAGAAGCAGCUCCCUGAGUCCACGGUGUUCAGAGCUGACCACCCAUUCCUGUUUUUCAUCAGAAAGGAUGACAUUAUCUUAUUUAGUGGCAAAGUUUCCUGUCCUUGA
Sorex fumeus (smoky shrew) is the source of this 1143-nucleotide messenger RNA. It is a transcript of the gene SERPINB7, whose product is annotated as serpin family B member 7. Bases 1 to 1143 code for a protein of 380 amino acids. Gene Ontology annotation, molecular function: serine-type endopeptidase inhibitor activity. The transcript has 7 exons. The record is from RefSeq and is a predicted model, not a curated record. Lineage: Eukaryota; Metazoa; Chordata; Mammalia; Eulipotyphla; Soricidae. Gene Ontology annotation, biological process: negative regulation of endopeptidase activity.